Molecule: messenger RNA, 1146 nt
Organism: Cynara cardunculus var. scolymus (artichoke)
Lineage: Eukaryota; Viridiplantae; Streptophyta; Magnoliopsida; Asterales; Asteraceae
Product: meiotic recombination protein SPO11-2
Exons: 11
Coding region: 1-1146 (381 amino acids)
Biological process (GO): meiotic DNA double-strand break processing; meiotic DNA double-strand break formation; reciprocal meiotic recombination
Cellular component (GO): nuclear chromosome
Molecular function (GO): DNA binding; DNA topoisomerase type II (double strand cut, ATP-hydrolyzing) activity; ATP binding
Source: RefSeq, a predicted model, not a curated record
AUGGGAGACGCACGCAGGUCCACCAGCUUCUUCACCGAGCAACACCUCUCCUACGCCGAUAUCCUUCCGCCUCUUCAGGUCCGAGCUAGAAUCGAAGUAGCGGUUCUUAAUUUCCUCAAGGUUUUGAACUCUCCAGCUCCAGCCAUCUCAAACCUCCCAACGAUCAAGCGGAAGGCAAGUAAUAGCAGAGUGAAUCAGGGAUUAUUGACCGAUGUUUCAUGGAUUUUUCUGUCACAUGCGUUCUGCACAAAAUCUUUGACGAGGGAAAAUACUGCUAAAUCCUUCAUAAGAGUGUGGAAGGUGAUGGAGAUGUGUUACGAGAUUCUAGUUCUGGAAAAGAGAGUAACCCAGAGAGAAUUGUUUUACAAGUUGCUUUGUGCAUCACCAGAUUAUUUUGCAUCUCAACUGCAGGUCAAUCAAACAAUCCAAGAUGUGGUAGCAUUGCUUCGAUGCAGCCGUUUUAGUCUUGGAAUCAUGGCAUCUAGUAGAGGAGCUGUAGCCGGUCGCUUACUGUUGCAGGAGCCUAACGAAGAGACUGUUGACUGCACUACAUGCGGAUCUUCUGGCUACGCUAUUUCUGGUGACCUAGACUUGUUGGAGAAACUGGUCAUGAAGACAGAUGCUCAUUAUAUCUUUGUGAUUGAGAAGCAUGCAAUAUUUCAGCGGUUGGCUGAGGAUCGAGUGUUCAAUCAAAUUCCAUGCAUUCUUAUAACUGCAAAAGGAUACCCUGAUAUUGCUACAAGGUUUUUUCUUCACCGUAUGAGUCAAGCUUUUCCUGAAAUGCCAAUUUUAGGGUUGGUUGACUGGAACCCAGCUGGAUUGGCUAUUCUUUGCACCUUCAAGUAUGGAAGCAUUGGGAUGGGCCUAGAAGCAUUCAGAUAUGCUUGCAACAUCAAGUGGUUGGGAUUAAGGAAAGAUGAUUUGGAGAUUAUACCGGAAGAAUCUCUCAUUCAAUUGAAGCCAAGAGAUAUGCAAAUUGCCAAAAGCUUGACUUCUUCAGAAAUAUUGCAGGAUAACUAUAAAGAAGAGUUGGCGGUAAUGGUUGAGAGCCGUCGAAAAGCAGAAAUCGAAGCUCUCUACUUUCAUGGAUAUGAUUUCUUAGGGAAAUAUUUAGCAAAGAAAAUUGUACAGGCUCAUUACAUUUAG